AUGUGUGAUAGCCAUGGUCACGACGAAGCUUCUUUCUUUCUUUCUUUCUUUCUUUCUUUAUUUAUUUAUUUAUUUUUUCUUUUUGCUGUUUAUUUUCUUUCUUUCUUUUUUCUCGUGUAUUUUCUUUUUCUCUUACUUUCUUUCUUUCUUUCUUUCUUUCUUUUUUCUUUCUUCUAUUUAUUUUCUUUCUUUUUUCACGUGUAUUUUCUUUUUUCUUUCUUUCUUUCUUUCUUUAUUUCUUUCUUUCCAUCUUUUUCUUCCUUUUCUAACAAAUUCUUUCUUUAUCUUUUACCAACAUUUUUCAUCCGUUCUUUCUUUCUUUCUUUCUUUCUUUCUUCCCUUCUUUCUUUCUUUCUUUAUUUAUUUCUAUCUUCGUUUUCUCCUUCCUUCUGUUCUAUUGAUUUUUUCUCUUUCUGUUGUCAACGUUUUUCUUUCUUUCUGUCGUCUCAUUUCUUUUUUCUAUAUUCUUUUUUCAUUUUUCUUUUAUUUUCUUUCUUUCUUUGUUUCCCAUUGAUUAUUUUCUUUCUUUCUGUUAUUUUCUUUUCUUUUUUCUUUCUUUUCUUUCUUUCUUUCUUUCUUUCUUUCUUUCUCUUCUGA
Messenger RNA from Acanthosepion pharaonis, 597 nucleotides. The record is from the annotation of a GenBank genome assembly. Lineage: Eukaryota; Metazoa; Mollusca; Cephalopoda; Sepiida; Sepiidae.